Messenger RNA from Exaiptasia diaphana, 2925 nucleotides. RefSeq names its product extracellular calcium-sensing receptor. Gene Ontology annotation, cellular component: membrane. Gene Ontology annotation, molecular function: adenylate cyclase inhibiting G protein-coupled glutamate receptor activity. NCBI's taxonomy places the organism in Eukaryota, Metazoa, Cnidaria, Anthozoa, Actiniaria, Aiptasiidae. The transcript has a single exon. The coding region runs from base 1 to 2925 and encodes 974 amino acids. The record is from RefSeq and is a predicted model, not a curated record. Gene Ontology annotation, biological process: G protein-coupled glutamate receptor signaling pathway; regulation of synaptic transmission, glutamatergic.
AUGACUUCAAAACAAGAUAUAAAAUUUGUGAGAGCAGAUGCUAAUCAACGUAGAAAGAAUUUGGAUCCAUUGAAUUGUGCAAAAUGGUGCUUCGUCUUGGUUUCUUUGCUCCCAUCCUCACCUAUUGCAGGAGAAGGAAUUUAUAAAGACGGUCAAAUUAUUAUUGGAGCUCUUCUACCAGUUCGAUACCAAAAUGAAUACGGUUUAUGUCGCGGGAUGUUUCGGUAUUAUGGACUUUCUGUUGUGGAAGCAAUGUUAUAUGCCAUAGAAUCCAUAAACAAAGAUAACUCCCUCUUAACAAAUGUGACCUUGGGAUAUGAUAUCAUAGACGUUUGUACAAGCCCAGCAUCGGCAAAUACCAUGSCAUUCGAGUUUGUUUCUAGGAAUAAAGCUACAAAACUCAAGUACCAAGUCAAUGACACAGCCGACAACUUUCAAAAAUAUUUUGGCAUUCUUCGGAAGCCGAUUGCAKCAGUUGUGGGAACUGGAGAUUCCAGCAGCUCUGUAGUUGUCGCCAGCAUGUUGAAUAUUGAUGAUAUUCCUCAAGUCAGCCCGUUUGCCACUAGUGURGAACUSAGYCAGCCCUAUUUCAAGACUUUUUUCAGGCCAGUUCCACCAGACGGGCAACAAGCCAAAGCCCUCGCUGACCUUGUAGACUAUUUCAAAUGGAAAUACGUUUACGUCGUUGGUGUUGAUACGUCGUACGGGAGAUAUGGCGUUAUGGCAUUUGAGAAUGAGGCAUUAGAAAGAGGAACCUUUUGCAUAUCUCGCAUAUCCUACUUCCCGACGUCCGGUUACCAGCAAAUAAUAAAAGAGAUAGUGUCAAAAAUCAAACUUGAGACAAAUGUGAAAGUAGUUGUCUUGUGGGGUGGCAUUGCUACUUCGAGUCGCUUUAUAGAAGAAGCGUACCGGCAGGGCAUUACUGGGCGAACUUGGCUUGCACCUGAAGCUUGGUCCGAGGCAACACCUCUCUUUAUAAACAAAUACAUGAAAAUAAUUGGAGGAUUUAUGGGAACAAAGCUGCGAAACUACAACCUUGAUGGAUAUUUUCGCCAUUUAACCAGCUUGAACUAUUCAUCUGCAAGAGUUCAGAACCAUACUUGGUGGAGAGACUACUGGAUGAUCCAGCAAAACUGUAAAAACAUCUUAACAUGCGACUUUCUGAACUUCCGCAUCACCAAACAACGAUAUGAAGACRUGUAUGUUAAUUACCUCCCUUACGUCAUCGACUCAGUAUAUGCGAUUGCGCAUGCCAUAGAUGCUAUAUACCGUUGUCGUGGGAAUGAUUGUCCAAUGACUGAACCAUUUAUUGAUACAAAAGACAUUUUGAGAUACAUGCGCAAUGUAACGUUCGAAGGAGUAACGGGAAAAGUCGAUUUUGAUAAGAAUGGGGACUCCAUUAGUUCGGCCGCYUAUGAUAUUGUUAAUUUACACGCAGGGACUAUUGCUCCUCAAUUGAAGAUUGUUGGCACUUGGGAUCGAGGCAAAGCAAGGCGAUUAAAUAUAAGCAAUAGUUCAUUGUAUUGGAACACCGGCACCAACAAGGUUCCAGUAUCGGUAUGCAGCAAGCCCUGUCCACCAGGAUCCAUGCAGACAGUGACAGUAGCAUGCUGCUGGAAGUGCAUCCGCUGCCCAUUUGGUUUUAUUAGUCAGAAGUAUAGCUCCUCACAAUGUACGGAGUGUCCGAUAGAUAAAAUGCCUGACAAUGAUCGGACAGAGUGUAUUGACUUUCCUGAAAUGAAUAUCUCAUUUCAUGAUUCCCAGUCUAUUGUUCUCCUUGURGUGGCGGCCUUUGAGCUUAUUUUAGUUCUCUUUGUCCUUGUCAUCGGUUUCAAAUACCGAAAUACGCCAAUUGUCAAGUCUUCCAAUCGAGAAAUGAGUGUCUUAUUUCUUUUCGGUAUAGUCGUUGGUAUAGUAUCUGGAGUUAUCCGCCUUGUUCGCCCUACACCGUUGAUUUGUUAUUUCAAUAACCCUCUUCACGCGCUCUACUAUACGCUAUGUUUGUCCAUUCUAAUCGUCAAGACCAACAAGUUGGUKCGAGCGUUUGAAUUGAAUUUUGCCAUAUCAAGAAUUAGUCAGUUUUGUACCGGUAAGAAGGGGCAAUUUUUAAUUCUGUUCUUUUUGAACAUGAUACCAAUAUUACUGGUAACAUUGUGGCAUGUACUCGAUCCUCCUUACGUUCACAUUACAACGCAACGUUUUAAGUCAAAGCACUUAGAAUGUAAAGGACAUAAGGGAACUGUUGGCCUUGCUCUUCAAGCAUCAUUGUAUGCAUACCAGUUUAUUCURUCCAUCKUCUGUGCUUWCUACGCGUUCAAGGCCAGGAAUCUACCAGAAAACUUUAGUGAAGCACGUUAUAUUGCCUUUACAAUGUACAUGCAGCUUCUGUGUUCAAUGUGCUAUGCUAUAUUGCAAAACACYGUGAMGGGAAAUUUUUUAACAAUUUUCUCAUCAGCAAUCAUAAUUCUAAGUUCAUUAGGGUUUCUGGUGUGUAUGUUUGCUCCAAAGGUUUACAUCAUUCUGAAAUUCCCUGAGAAAAAUACAGUGGAAUAUGUGAAAGCGUCUGUGGCAAGUCACUCUUUUCAAAGAAACGUAAAAAUCAAACCCCUUGGUGUUGCUACGGGAACAGAUGUCUGUCAUGGCAACAACAACCUUAGCGAAACAAUCACCAAUCGUCAAUCAAACGUUCUUAGCAGGGGUACAGUGAAAGUCAGAGAAUCCUGUGAAGACUCGGAUGGAGUUGCCAUGGUAACAGAAGUUUACAAAUCCAAUCACAACCGCGCUUUUAAAGAAGAGAAGAAAGAAGAGCACUGUCUAGAUAAAAUAUCCGGUACCUUUUUGAAGAAACAGCGAGGUUCGGAUGUCCCCACAAAUGCGGACAGUUUUGAGGCUACCAUUUCUGACAGUCACGAAAUGAAUAUUUGA